GCUCCUAGAGGAGUGACGGACAUAUCGGCACCGCAGCCAUGACUGAGGCUGAUGUAAAUCCGAAGGCCUACCCUCUUGCAGAUGCCCACCUCACCAAGAAACUAUUGGACCUUGUUCAGCAGUCGUGUAACUACAAGCAGCUUCGAAAAGGAGCCAAUGAGGCCACCAAAACCCUCAACAGAGGCAUCUCUGAGUUCAUUGUGACGGCUGCAGACACAGAGCCCCUGGAGAUUAUCCUGCACCUCCCACUGCUGUGUGAGGACAAGAACGUGCCCUAUGUGUUUGUGCGCUCCAAGCAGGCCCUGGGGCGAGCCUGUGGGGUCUCCAGGCCUGUCAUCGCCUGUUCUGUCACCAUCAGAGAAGGCUCACAGCUGAAGCAGCAGAUCCAGUCCAUCCAGCAGUCCAUCGAACGGCUCUUAGUCUAAACAGGUGGCCUCUGCCACACUCCCUCCUGGCUCCUCCCCCAGGGCUUGUGUAUCAUAUUGUCUGUUAGCAUGUAGUAUUUCCAGCUGCCUUCUGUUGUUAUAAAAUAUUGCAGUGCUAAAU
Messenger RNA from Phacochoerus africanus (Common warthog), 546 nucleotides. Its product is annotated as NHP2-like protein 1. NCBI's taxonomy places the organism in Eukaryota, Metazoa, Chordata, Mammalia, Artiodactyla, Suidae. Gene Ontology annotation, cellular component: U4/U6 x U5 tri-snRNP complex; small-subunit processome; box C/D methylation guide snoRNP complex. Gene Ontology annotation, molecular function: RNA binding. The record is from RefSeq and is a predicted model, not a curated record. Gene Ontology annotation, biological process: mRNA splicing, via spliceosome; maturation of SSU-rRNA; ribosome biogenesis. The transcript has a single exon. Bases 39 to 425 code for a protein of 128 amino acids.